CUCUUCAUUUCACCGUCAGAUUAAUUCAGUCUUCAUCGCAGGAUGGCUGAAACAUACGUGAGACAUGUGGAACUGCUAGGAUUUGAGAAAAGAUUCUUUCCCAGCCAGCACUAUGUGUACAUGCUCCUGGUAAAAUGGAGCGAUCAGUCUGAAAAGCUGGUGUACAGACGCUAUCCAGAAGUACACACAUUACAUAAAACUUUGAAGGAAAUGUUUCCUAUCGAGGCAGGAGAUAUUGACGCAAAUGACCGAAUCAUUCCCACCUUACCAGCUCCUAAAUGGCUGGACAAUCAGAAAACCACAGAGACGAGGCAGGCGACUCUUGCUGAAUACUGCCGUUCUCUUCUCAACCUGCCAGCCAACAUCUCCCGCUGUCAGCCUGUGCGGGACUUUUUCAAAAUGAGGCCUGAAGAUGAAACUCCACCAGCACCACAUCCAUACAAAAGAAAUGAGACCUUCAUUAUGUCCACAAACAGAGUACGGAGCAACACCACAUCAGAAAUCACAGGGCCCAUCAUGCUCGAGACGUACAGAGUAAUCGCAGACUACAGCAAGAGCUCCAAGUAUGAGCUCACGCUGAAGAUGGGAGACAUGGUGGACAUUGUGGAGAAAAGCCAAAAUGGCUGGUGGUUUUGUCAGAAUGAGUCCAGGAGAGGAUGGGUUCCAGCUUCAUACUUAGAGCCGCUUGAUGGAGCAGAUGAAUCUGAGGAGCCAGAGCCUAAUUAUGCAGGAGAGCUCUACAAAACCACCAGAGGCUAUAAAGCUGUGGAACAGGAUGAGAUGACUCUCGAAGCAGGAGACAUGAUUGAGGUCAUCCAUAAACUUCUCGAUGGGUGGUGGGUGGUCAGGAAAGGCGAGGAGACUGGUUUUUAUCCAUCCAUGUUCCUGUGCAGGACGGGGGAGAGGAAAGAGGUGGAUGCUGAGAGGGAUGUGGUCAGAAGAGCAACACCACCACCCAGAAGGUCGACCAUCCGCAAUGCCCAGAGUAUUCAUGCUACAGGACGCCGGCGAAUCAGUCAAGACAGCUACCGGAAACAGAGCCGCCGCUUCUUACAGCAGAGAGGAAGACUGAACUCACACUCCAGAAUCGGGACACGAUCUCCACUGCAGGAGAGGAGGAAUAACAGAGAGAACAUCGCGAAAUCAGACGCUCCUCAAGCAGAAGAUGAGGAUAAAAGUGUUCCAGUGGUUCCUCCUCGGCCCAGUCCUCAGCUCAUUCUGGAGCGCUGCACUGAAAACACAAGCAAGAGGAUCAGCAUGCAUGAGGCCGACUGAAGCAUCCCACUAAGCAAUUUUAUGUUUAAUAGACGUCUGAUAGACAUCUAAACGUGCAUCAUACGUCAACGUCACGUCAAUGUCAUGGCUGCCUUCAUAGAAAAUUUGCCAGAGCAGCACAAACUAGAGAGGGUUUGGCUAAAACAAGGGUAAAUUUGGUCUGUCAGUGACCAAUAAAACAAGGCUAAAUUAGUAGACAUCUAAUAGACAUCUAAGAAUGGCUCAAAACUAGACUAGUCAUCAAAUACAGGGCUUUUUUGGGGGGUUGGUGCGCUAUAGAAGUCUAUGACAUUUUCACUUACAGACCAAAUUUAGCCUUGUUUUAGCCAAGCCAUCUAUGUUUAGACGUCUAUUAGACAUCUUUUAAAAAAAAAUGUUUGCUGGGAUCACACAGCGCCUGCUCAACAUUUGGCUCAUUUGGAGCGCUGCACUGAAAACACAUGCAAGAGGAUCAGCAUGCAUGAGGCUGAAUGAAUUACCAAAUUUAGCCUUGUUUUAGUCAAGCCAUCUAUGUUUAGACAUCCAUUAGACAUCUAUUAGACGACUUUUAAAAACAAAAAAUGCUUGCUGGGAUCCCACAGUGUCUGCUCAGCAUAUGGCUUCAAUCUGCAAUAGAAAUGAUCACAGGCAUUUAAAUGCUUACAUUGACUCCAGUUUAGCCCAGAACCUGUUAUAAGCUAUGUGUGUUAUACUUUUAAUAUGUAUGACUUUCUUCAAAGUAAAUAUUCUAUGCUGUAGGAGAAUCCCCCCCCACCCCCAAAAAAAGUUUCAGUAAACAGUUUGUAAUAGAACCAUUUGUUUAGUAAUCUAAAUCUAGUCUAAAUCUAAUCUAAAAGUAAUCUGUUUAGUUGAAGAUUUUUUUUUUACAUAUAUAGACCCUUUUGGGCAAUAGAAAGUUUCUGUGAAUGGUAAAUGUUCUUACUGGAACCAUUGAUGAUAAUAAGUAAUCUUUAUUGCAUUUUUAGAAGUGAAUGUUUAUGACCAGCUAUAGGCUACUUAAGUAUGCAUUUUUAAGAUGUACUAUGUUUAACCAAUUUUUAAAAUGUAUUUUUACAGUUAUGAAUAAA
This is a messenger RNA of Danio aesculapii, 2342 nucleotides long. It is a transcript of the gene ncf1, whose product is annotated as neutrophil cytosolic factor 1. Gene Ontology annotation, biological process: respiratory burst; superoxide anion generation. The transcript has 11 exons. Bases 43 to 1275 code for a protein of 410 amino acids. Gene Ontology annotation, cellular component: NADPH oxidase complex; cytoplasm. Gene Ontology annotation, molecular function: phosphatidylinositol binding; protein binding; superoxide-generating NADPH oxidase activator activity. Lineage: Eukaryota; Metazoa; Chordata; Actinopteri; Cypriniformes; Danionidae. The record is from RefSeq and is a predicted model, not a curated record.